GACCAUGGCCGAGCAGAAGAUAAUAUCGGCGGAUUUUGAAGUCUUCGGACGCGUUCAGGGAGUCUUCUUCAGGAAAUACACCGUCCAGACCGGCAAGCAGCUAGGCCUGAGAGGCUGGUGCAUGAACACCAAACACGAAACAGUAUUGGGACACAUGGAGGGCAGCCAGGAAGCUGUCAAUCAAAUGAAGCACUGGCUAGCGAAUGUUGGCAGUCCCAGCAGCAAGAUUGAAAAGGUUGAUAUCAGGAAUGAGAAGAGUGUGACCAAGUAUUCCAUUGAGUACAAUGACUUUAAAGUUCAUCGUUAAAAAUAAGAUAAAAUACUCGAUCUCGAUCUGUUUCUUUUUAAAUUACGCUAAAUGCUGAAGUGAUUUUAAAUUGAGCAAACAUUUGUAUAUAAAAAUAAUCUAAU
Molecule: messenger RNA, 411 nt
Organism: Cloeon dipterum
Lineage: Eukaryota; Metazoa; Arthropoda; Insecta; Ephemeroptera; Baetidae
Product: acylphosphatase-2-like
Exons: 2
Coding region: 5-307 (100 amino acids)
Molecular function (GO): acylphosphatase activity
Source: RefSeq, a predicted model, not a curated record